Messenger RNA from Oncorhynchus masou masou (cherry salmon), 1278 nucleotides. RefSeq names its product non-histone chromosomal protein HMG-14A-like. Gene Ontology annotation, biological process: chromatin organization. Gene Ontology annotation, cellular component: nucleus; chromatin. Lineage: Eukaryota; Metazoa; Chordata; Actinopteri; Salmoniformes; Salmonidae. The record is from RefSeq and is a predicted model, not a curated record. The transcript is spliced from 6 exons. The coding region runs from base 134 to 430 and encodes 98 amino acids. Gene Ontology annotation, molecular function: nucleosomal DNA binding.
UGGCUGUUCCUGUGUGUUUACUACACGGACCAGGCAGCAGCAGACACUUGGCUUCACAUGCACCUAACUCACAACAGCUAGCAAGCUAAACACUUUAUAGUUCCAUCUGAAAGAGAAUCUACAAGAAUCCAACAUGCCCAAGAGAAAGCAGGGAGCCGCUGGGGACACCAAGGAGGAGCCCCAGAGGAGAUCCGCCCGGUUAUCAGCGAAACCAGCCCCAGCCAAGACUGAACCCAAGGCCAAGAAGGAGAAACCAGCCAAGAAAGAGAAGGCUGUGAACGACAAGAAGGAGGAGAAGAAAACUAAGAAGGCAGCAGCGAAGGAGAACGCAGAGGCCGCUGAGGAGAACCACUCUGAGAACGGAGAUGCAAAGACCAACCAGAUGGAGGAUGCUCCCGAGGCAGAGAAGGAGGAAGCCAAGUCUGAGUAGCAACACUGCCGACCCCCCCCCCCCGCCCAGUGUUCGUGGUCCCCCUCCAAGGCAUAUUGUUAACAGAGGAAUAUUUUUAUCAGUGAUUUUAUAAGUAUACUAUCUACUAUCCGUACAGAUUUUUAGCACAAAGCAAAGCUGAGUAAUAUAAUGCAGAUCUGCAGUGGUCAUAUCAACAAAGUGUCUGCAGGCAAGAUGAACACACUAAAAUCUUUUUUAAUUAAACAGCAUUUCAUGAUUGUGUAGGAAGCAAAGCGUGUCCCGUCCCAUAGUGAGUUGUGUUACUGUGCCCACCCUCCUCCACAGUUGGUUCUCCUAGGGUUCUACCUUUAGUCCUGGUUUAUUAACGGUUCUCCCUGGCGUUCCCUUGCUUUGUCUAAAUGUUCCUGUUUUUACAUGAAACAUGUUCUAAGCGUGUUGAAAGUGUGUUGUCCAAUAAGAAAGAGGAAGAGGAUCAUGAGAAACAUUCUGGACAGAGUGACGUGUGUCUCCUAGGCGACCCUGUAACAGUGACAUGCAGGUGUCUCCUAGGCGACCCUGUAACAGUGACAUGCAGGUGUCUCCUAGGUGACCCUGUAACAGUGACAUGCAGGUGUCUCCUAGGCGACCCUGUAACAGUGACAUGCAGGUGUCUCCUAGGCGACCCUGUAACAGUGACAUGCGUGUCUCCUAGGCGACCCUGUAACAGUGACAUGCGUGUCUCCUAGGCGACCGCAGUAGUGUGUGACAGCUCUCCAUCUUGCUGGUUUUUUAAACACAUGUUGUUGUUUUUUAGAUGAGCGGUUCUCUGAUGUGUCUGAUGUUCUGGAAUUCUCCAAUAAAACAAGUCCUGUGAAUUUUCCUCAAAA